CAAGUCAAAAUAGAGUAGAAGCACAAUAUUCACGUAAAGAGGCUUAACCCAUACAUUAAUUAUCCAAAUAAAAGCUCGCAACUCUCAAACUCAAUCAUUAGCACUAUCCAAAAAUCAAAAGAUAUAUGUGGCACCAUCAAUUUCUUUAACUCUCAAACUUUGACUUGCCAAUGCCAGCACACUAAGAAACGACCAAGUAUGAUUACAACUCAACAAUACAGUAUAGUGAGUUCAGUUUUAAUUGUCAACCCGAGUCCUAUAUGUACUGACUACUCAGCAAAUUAUUUAUUAUCUAGCGAUCAACCAACGUAUAGAGGAGUUGUUUGUAUGCAAAGUAUAAAAGAAAGCAGGUAAAUGUUAUGAUUUUCAACUGUGAGAAAGACCACUCAUGUAACCGCCCCUCUAGUCUGCAGUUAGGCCAAGUUGUAACUCCCCCAAUUCGUUUCAAUCGAUAUUUAUAUUGCGAAAAGUCCCGAAAGAGUUUGGAAUCUCGACUAAAGCAGACCAGACCAAGAACCUCUUGAAUAAACUACAAACGCAAUUCGGUAAGCCUUCCUCUAUUGGCUUUUGGUUCCAGUACAGAGCAAUGAAUCGAUUUACUACUUCCAAAUGAAGUUGCUCUAUUGACCUAUUCACAAACUAUCAUUCUAGGUCAAAGCAAGAAUCAUACAAAUGUGAUCAAGACUCAUAUAAUUCUGAUUAAUGCCCCAAUUGAAUAUAAAUAAUCAAAUGUCAUGUAUGUGGGUUCAUACAACUGCUCCUAGCAUACAGAUCUAGGUUUCUUCAUACCAAGACGGAAGAUGUGCUUAAUCCAUGGAGAAAGGGAUAAAUGCAAGGCUCGAGACGGACAUCAUUGUGUGAAUGAGUGAAAUCUUCUCCAAAUCAGCAAUCGAUACUCCGAGGGGGAGGAAUCAAGCUCCAAUGGUCCUAGGUGGUUUCAAAUCAGCUCGUGACUCUCCAAACGAGUUAUAACCUAAGUCACGACCGUAAACGACGUCGUCCCUUCAAUCCGGAAGGAAAGAGUUACGGUUGACAGCUGGGAGUUAAGGCCAUCAUACUCUAGCUUCGCAACAUGCCAUAUGACCUUGACUAGCUGAUACGUGCUUUCGCUUCAUGCCAUGACCUAAUCAAUGAAGAACAUUGAACUGAAGAUAAAACAUGAUUAAGAGUGGGCCUCUUGAGACAUAAUUGAUGGUCUAUAGCAUCGAUGAUCUAAGAGUCAAGCAUUGAUACUACUUGAGCUAUAUAUGGUUGGUGCAUUAUAACUCCCGAUGGGCCUUAUGCCGAGUUGGGCUUAGUCGUUGGGGUAUUAUUAUUUUUGGUUAAUUGUUAUGUUAUUGUGAUUAUUUAGGGAUAUUCGUAUUAGUUUAUUGUGUCUUGUUGAGUAAGUUAUUAGUUACCUUAUUAGAGUGGGAUAAGGUUAGCUAUUAGGUUUUCUUGUGUUUCCCUAUAAAUAUGUACUUUGUGGUUCAGUUAUGAAUAAGAAGAAGAUUAUUCCAGUAAUUAUCAUAGUCGCUUAGGAGUAGAAUUAAAAUAAUUUAGCGAUUCACGACGCGUGAAUUCUAUCACGCGCCAAUGGUUAAUAAUUUUCUCUACUCUUGUGUAACAUCAAUGGGGGUAUCACUAGAAUGUAAUUUCUUAACAACCUAUAUUAUACUAAGCACAAUGUAUAUAGUAAUAUACUAUAUAAUCACAAGCAUCGAUAAGAAAUAAUUCAUAUUGAACUAAUGAGUCUCGCCCAAAACCUUCCUAAACCUACUAGGACACAGUUUCUCUCACUUAGGGAUGAAACAAGGCCUUUUGGAUCUUUAUUUGAGCUUGGGCUUAAGUGGCAGCGGGGUGACGGUUCUGGCUGACACAUGUUUUCUUCGUGGUUUGAGCUCUUUUGCCCAUAAGCAACCUCUCAUGAAGAUUUUUUCGUGAUUUGACCAAAUUUGCUUGCCGUUUGACGUGGUAGGGAACCCAUUGUAAGAUAAAAGAUAUUAGAUACUCAGAAAGUAAACAAGAUGUAUAUGCUCUGGAAUUCCUUAUAAUGUACUCAAUAACAUACUAAGGCACCACAUGAUCAUAUUUACUCGUUAUGCAUGUUGGUUCAGUUUUUAUGUUAUGGAAGAAUGGUAUUAAGAGUAGGACUGACCCUUUUGCUCGCACUCAGGAUUUGAAGAAGCACUAGAGUAUAAUAGGGAUUCAUCAUUUCACAACAAGGAUUAGUGGAUCCAGAGGACUCCAAGAUGAAGUUAGUAAAGUUCAGUACUUGGUGGGACAUAAGACUUUAUGUGAUUUUUCAAAUGGAUGUUUCAAAGUCAAAUUUUUCAAGUAUGUUCAUGUUUCAAUGUUGUUUUGUAUUUAUCACCUCUGUUGUUGUUCAACAUAUUUCAAUAAUGAUUUAUGAUUAAGGGAAUUUUGGUAAAAAGCAGUACCUGACCGUGUUAGGUUGUUACAGAAACCAACCAGAAGGGAGGAAUCGACACUAAAAAUGGCUACACAGGCCCUGUUUUCUCUAUUGUGGCUGCCGAUUCCUGUGGUAUUUUGGGGACUUUGUUUUGAUCAAUGAUAGCCCAGAAACCCUUACCCAUGGCUUACUAGUUCUUUAGGUGCGUAGGUAUGUGAACCCUAGGGGUUAUAGUCAUUUAAAACUCGAUGUCUGGUUUAAUGCGAUUGUUUUUUUUUCAUAUGUGCUGAUUCUUGAUUUCCUCUAUUUUGUUAUUUGUCCAUUUGGAUGAAUGCUUGGUCAACCUUGCACUCUUCGAGGUGCAAGGAUCGAAAUCCUAGUCGUGUUGGAUUAGACAAGACAUGGCGGUCCUAUUCGAUCGAUCCUUCAAUCCAACGACGUGAUGCCUCAAGGGAGGAAUCCAUAGGGUCCUUAUCUCCCAUUAAUUCGGGUAAAUGCUUUGACACAAGGUGAUAUCGAAUAGAAUACAAAAUUGGAAGCUCAUAUGUUGCCAAUUAUUGAGGGAUACGCGACUAUGCGAUCUAGAUGGAGCUUUCCUAUGCAAUUUCUUCCUUCUCUGCUAUCUGGUCCAUCCAACUUAGCUAUAUGUUCACUUUUAUGUGCACUCUUUUCUUUUUGUUUUUGUUUUCCAAAACUAGAGGCACCUCAACCCCCUACAUUAUUUUUUUCUAAAUAAACUGGAACCGUACCUCACUACCAAAGUAAGGUUUAUGCGAGAGGCCCUAGGGAAAUACGAUCCUGGAUUUCGGGCCACCUAAAUUUGGUAUGUGCAGCAAUCAAUGACAUCAGUAUCAAAUAUGAGAGUGAUAAACACUAUAAAUUGAGUGUCAUCAGAAAUACCCCACACCUGAACUUUGUUUCUCCCCAAGCAAAUACUACUCAUGAUCGUACAACUCAAUGAAAACCCGACAAUUAUCACUCAACCACAAUCUUAGGUUGUGGAUCAAAAGUAAACUUACAACGUCAAUAAUAGCAUGAGAGACUCCUCUCAAAACAAUAGGGUGAAGUUUUUGAAAAACGUUUUUAUCUUUGAAUGCUUCUACCAUCAACUUGACAUUCCUUUAAGCACUUUUGCCUUCUUAAAAAACAUACUCAUUUUCUUAUCUUGCAAACAUAAUUUUUUCUCCUUUUCUAGACUUCUCUGUGUGGAGAGCUCACUAAAGCAUUAGACCUUUAUUAGUUGAGAAAGAUCUCUAAGCUCCUACACCGCAAUUUGAGCGGAGGAUCAAUUAAAUAAGGGGUUUCGAAAGCUCUAUCCAUUCCCUUAAGAACACAUCCUCAAGUUUUCUAUCAAUUAGACGAGUGGAGAUUUUACUUGUACUAGAGAGGAACUAGCAUCACCUUGUAGGAUUUCCUCACUAAAGCUCAAUUUUUAUCUUGUCCAAAACCCGAAUUAUUGCAAUAAAAAAAUGCAUCACAUGUUGGGCUUACCACACAUAAUUUCUCAGCAUAACAUGCCAAUUUUUCAAAAAAUACAAUGUCUUGAUGGUUAGAUCUUUGCAUCCAUAGAAGAUACAGUUCACCCUAUUGAAAAAACUUUUAAAAGGGAAAAAUACUAUGCAUAAUCAGAAAUCCAUGAAUAGAUCAAACAACAUAUUAUCCAAACAUAUCAAAUGGUCAUUUCGUCCCUUUGACUAUAAACAAAUUACAAUUGAACAUCUAAAAAACAUUUUGAAAUACAUGGAUUUUAAAUACAAGUAUUUAAAACACAUGCAUUUCAAAUACAUUUUAUUUAAGAUACAUGGGUGUGUUUGGAUAGAAUGAUUUGGAUUUAAUAUUUGUGAUUUUGAUUUCUAAAUGUCAAAUCAUUUGUUUGGAUAUAAAUCACAUUUGGUAUUUGAAUUUGUGCCAAAUUCAUGGAGUGAUUUCCAAAUACAUGUCUAGUGUAUUAAUUGUCAACUUCAAAUACAUUUCAACCACUAGUGAUUUGAAAUACCUCCUAACAAAAGAUUGGAUAUAUUUGUAAAAUUUUAAAAGUUUAGUUGCUAUAGUGUGAGGAAAAAGAUAUAAAGGUACCAAAAAUUUCUGGAACUAUUUGUAAAAUUUUAAAAGUUUAGGUACUAAAUUGUAAGAAAAAAUAUAUUUGGGUACCAAACUGUAAUUUACCAAAAUUAUUAGUAAGAGAAUCCACAUUAAAAUAUAAUAUAUAAUUACAGAUGCAUUGCAAGUUAAUUGCAUUGAUGUAGGUGAAUGAAAUUAAUGUGAUGUGGAUUGCAAAAAAAUUGAGUUGGCAAUAAAGAAUACAAAUGCAAUUGUUUUUGCAAUUGCAUUUAUGCUGAUGCUCUAAGUGACCAAAAAUUUAAAAUUAAAAUAAAAAAUCAUAAAAUUUGGAAUGCAUACAAAUUACAAUUGACUAUAAAUUUUUUUGAAUUACAUGUAUUUCAAAUACUAGUAUUUCAAAUACAUACAUUUUAAUUACAUUUAUUUCAAAUACCUUACAUUUGAAAUACAACUAUCCAAACAAGCCCAUAUUUAAAUUCCAAAACGCACCCUCAUAAUGUGCGCAAGUCAGAAUUCUAUUACAGAACAAGUGUAAAGGACUGCCUAAUAAUUCUUGGUCUAUAGAAGAGCUUAAUUAUCCCAUACGGAUUAAGAAGCAAGAGAGAAGAUAUUGAGACUACUCCCAGCCGGCCGGCCCCAUCUUCCAUAAUCCAUACAACGUAACUUCAUCUCCAAAAGCAAAUGACCACUUCAAGGCUCAAGCUGGACAUUGAAAUUUGAGACGGAACUGUUAGUGUUGUGGUAUAUGAUCCACGAUUGAACUUCUCCCAACAAUUCGAGUUAUUGAGACCAAUUGGUUCUUGACAUGGUAUCAGAGCCUUCUGUGACGAGAGGUCUUGUGUUCUAUUCCCGGUGACCCCCAUUUGUUAAGCACAUGGUAUUCUUGUCUUCAGACCUGUGCAAACUUCAAACUCUUGUGAGUGGCUUUCGUUUGAGGGGGUGUGUUAGUGUUGUGGUAUAUGAUCCACGAUUAAACCUCUCCCACAAUCCCAAGUUCACCAAAUAAGAACCUGCACAAACCAUUAAUUACACAAUGAAAUCGAGGGUACAUUAUCAAAUCUCCUUUGCAAGUUGCAACUUAUCAUAAUAACCAUGUGAGCAAGCAUGAUAUAUACAGAAAUGCAAGUUACAUAAUGAUUAAGCAUAAUGAUCAUUCAUAAACAUGGUUUUCUAAUAUUCUACAAAUGAUUUAGUAAGCACUUUGAACUUAAUUCAAUAUUAACUGACAAGACGAUUUUUGGAGCGAUAUGCAAGAGUUUUUGUAAGAACUUCGAAGUUAAACAUGCUUAGUGCAAAGCAGUGUAAAGAUGGGCGGCAACCUAAGAAGUCAUUAUGAUGCAACCUAAAAGUAAAAAUCAUGCGAAAAUAGACUCAAAGCGGGCAAUAUUUUGGUUAGAAAAAUGGUUGGGAUGUUAUAUUAAUUAUGUGAAUUAAAAAAAUGAUAUUAGACUAGAGAGCUACUCAUUAGUGCUACUGACCACUCCCACACCAGCAAUUAAUAUAUAGAAAUUUUUAACGUCGUCGAAAUAAAACCAAAGUAUGAAUUGAUAUAACAAACGACCACAAAUUAUUAACUUGAUCGAUAUUCAAUCAUUAAAAAUUUGUUAAUGAACUAAUCCCUCAUAAGAACAAUAUAAGUACUCGAUACAUAAUAACACUUUAAAACACAUACCCAUAAUAGAGUAUAUAGUCUAAAACAAAUUUAAACCACAAAAUAUUAAAAUGACCGCAAAUUUUAAACCACCAAGUAUUAGAUUCUGAUGUGGCUUCCGUUAAACCACUAAAUGCCCAAAAACUAUUUGUUUACCAAGUAAUAAAGUUAAAACCCAAAGCCCACAUGCCCUUGCCUCCCGUAGCCCAAAUAUAAACCCACGUACACCCUGCCUCAGCCUACCCUUCUUUCUUUGGUCCGUCGUCGGGCUUCGGCCUCAAGAAAUGAGUAGAUGGACACUGGAGGCAAUCGGAACAAGAGGGAGCGGCUGGAAAGCUUUGAGCUGACUGGCCGACUUUCUUCGGUUCGAACGGUUAAUCGUUUGAACCGCUAAUCUACCGUGCGGUUCAAACUGUUGCGGUUACUUAAACCGUGUUAGUUGGGCCUUGUUGGGCCUCGUCUGAUUUGUUUGGAUUAGGGUUUUAACCCUAAGUUUAUCUAUAUAAGUUUAGCUAUCUACUUGUGUGAUAGUAAGCCGUCAAGAUGUAAUCCUAAUAAGAGAUCAGUUGUGAGCUCUUAUGAGCUCACCGUGGAUUAGUCUCGAUCAAUCGAUCGAGGAUACCACGUAAAAUCCUUUGUUUCGUGUGUUCGUUUCAAUUCCGCAUCAUCAAAUUCUACAGAGCAGGUGGCUAACGCUAAAUGAUAGACAGAGAUGGACAGAGGAUGCCAAGGAUGGAGAUCUAUCUCAGAAGUUCGAGUCAAAUUGGUGGAAGUUCUAAGGAACUCAAUGGGAAGCGUUACUUCGAUGUGAAUUAUAAAUUUUGAGAGAUAUCUACAUUGGUAGCUAAGAGUGAUACUAUGUAUGACCAUGCAUGUGGAGUGUUUUCAACAUACGUUACCCUCCCCCGUGGCCGCAUCGACGUCAUCAGUUCAAUGUCAAUUGUGCCGAGGUUGUCUCGCAAAUCCGCCAACAUGAGUCCCGAGUCGUCGCCGGGAGAAUGUUGCUCCGUCAAUCAGUCGCGGUCGUACGUCUAAGGCUUGUGGCGGUGUCACGGCCAUCUCCCGAGGUCAUCGUCUCUUCUCUAAAGUUGGAUUUAGCCAGUAAUAGUCACGAAAGGUCAGCCGCCAUCGCUCCGUCGUCCAAGUAAUUGGGGCCAGAAAGCACCGUCCUCAAGAGGCUCACAUCCUGCGUCGAGCGCGUCGCUAUCCCCAGGGUUCAGCAUCGUCGGCAGGUCGUCAGUUUUGUAGUCUUUGUCAAGCUCAUGUUCGUCUCCAGUUCACACGACCAGAUUAAUUCUUGUCAGUCUUGGACUCCGAUUCCGGUGCUCUCGUCAUUGUGGCCGGGUCUUCUCUUCUCCAUAUUGGGAGAAUGGUUGGUGGGCGUUCGUCCGGUCCAAGGAAUUAGAUGGUUAUCACCAGGUCAAUUAAAGUUUGGAGAUCGAUUUGUGGGCGUUUGCCUUGUGUUCAUGGUGGAAAUUGGUCAACAUAUGUGACGCGACCGCGAGUCCGCCAACAUCCAGCGAAGAUGGCGUCAUCAUCUAAUCUUUCGCACUCAUAGGCGAAAUCCAGUCCGCCGUCAGAUCCAGUCGAUGCGUCGUCAUCAUCUCCGCCAUUCAUUCUUCCUUGUCGUUCUCUUCCUUACGGUGUCCUGUGCUGCUGCAUCUUUCAUUGCCGCGCCACCGUGGAAGGAAGAAGAAGAAAAGGGAAGGGGAACAACAGAUUGCACUUGAGAAAGGAAGGAGGAAUGGCAAAUGAGGUUGUUCCCAACCCUACGGGCCAUACCUUCUCCCCUCCCACGAAUGCGCCGCCCAAAAUCCAAAAUUGGGCAUGUUGACAUUUUCUCUCCAAGUGUUGCCAAAAUAGCUCUUAUGGGCUUUCACAUUUGAUAUGGUAAGGGUUAUGGGCUCUUCUAUCAUAUUUUGGGCUAGCAAUUUCAUUUUGCAGGCUUUUUUCAUCAAAUAUAGUCAAGUAUGGAUUGAGGCAUUCACGUUCCAUAAAAUGGUCGUCCCCCUGGCGUUCAAAAGGUAGUACGAUCAGAGAAGUCAUCGUCCCUUCAUCGUCCAGUUCGCAUUCACGAUCUAAGAAAUGGUCGUCCCCUCUUCCGGUUCAUUAGUGGGCACAUAUCAACCAUUCAUCGCUUUUCAAGCUGGGCAUUCACGAUGUUCAUGCUCAAGCUUGAGGGGGAGAAUAGGAGGUCAACAUACGUCGGUCAACUAACUCAAUCAUCAGGUCGACCACGAUGUACCAAGUGUGUUCAAGUUCAAGAGACGCAGUCAAUCGUCUCCAUCAUCAGGUUGUUCAGAGAGAGUCAGUCGUCUCCAAUCAACCUCGUCCGAGAUGUUAUUCAUCUCGAGUUUUGUGGUUCAAGCCAUCAUGCUUGUUCUUCACAUUUACUUCUUCAAGCUCAACAUUCUUGUCAUUCAUGUCUUCACAUGAGGGGGAGUGUUGCGGUUACUUAAACCGUGUUAGUAUUGGGCCUUGUUGGGCCUCGUCUGAUUUGUUUGGAUUAGGGUUUUAACCCUAAGUUUAUCUAUAUAAGUUUAGCUAUCUACUUGUGUGAUAGUAGGCCGUCAAGAUGUAAUCCUAAUAAGAGAUCAGUUGUGAGCUCUUAUGAGCUCACCGUGGAUUAGUCUCGAUCAAUCGAUCGAGGAUACCACGUAAAAUCCUUUGUUUCGUGUGUUCGUUUCAAUUCCGCAUCAUCAAAUUCUACAAAGCAGGUGGCUAACGCUAAAUGAUAGACAGAGAUGGACAGAGGAUGCCAAGGAUGGAGAUCUAUCUCAGAAGUUCGAGUAAAAUUGGUGGAAGUUCUAAGGAACUCAAUGGGAAGCGUUACUUCGAUGUGAAUUAUAAAUUUUGAGAGAUAUCUACAUUGGUAGCUAAGAGUGAUACUAUGUAUGACCAUGCAUGUGGAGUGUUUUCAAAACUACUCAGGACUUGCAGGAUAUGAAACAAUCUUCACACGGUGCAACCAAUAACGAUGUAUCAUACUCAGGUCAUCAACAUAACUAUCCCAUUGUAGCUGGGCUUAAGACAAACCCAACAGUUGGGCGGUAAAAUAGGAGAUUGAAAGGUCCAUUAGAGUGACGCAAAAGUCACAAAGUUCAAUCAAAAUCACAUGCUCUC
Molecule: messenger RNA, 9227 nt
Organism: Linum trigynum
Lineage: Eukaryota; Viridiplantae; Streptophyta; Magnoliopsida; Malpighiales; Linaceae
Source: the annotation of a GenBank genome assembly